AUGGAUCCCAUGGAUCCGACAACCUACACAGAUCCCCAGUUGACCCUACAGGAUCGACUGGUGAUCGAUGCCCUGAUCAACGAGCCAGCCUCAAUAAGCGAAGCCAAAACAUCGCAUGAGAAACUAUCACAAAAGCUCUAUGACAUGAACAAUGUUUCCCAUUCGACAUUCGAUCCAACAGUCUUCCAGCUAUGGGAUAACUCAUUAUUACAUGAUAAACUGCCCGCUCCGGUGCACCGCUAUGUACUACAGCCUUACAUGAAAUGGGCUCAAGGCGUCGUCCGCUUCCCAACAGAUGUGGUCAUGCUAACACAUCUUAUCCUGUACUUCACGACGCUGGUGCCCAGCGGCAUCUAUCUUUUUUACAAUUUCUCCUGGUGGCGUGGUGUGCUCCACUGGGCUAUGCAGUUGUUCUACUGUGGUGCCUUUACGCUGAUGAAGCAUCAGCAUAUCCAUAUGGGCGGUGUCCUUGCGCCUCAGUAUUGGAUCUUCGAUACGCUUUUCCCUUAUGUGCUUGAUCCUUUGCUUGGCCAUACGUGGAACUCAUAUUUCUACCACCAUAUCAAGCAUCACCAUGUCGAAGGCAAUGGUGCUCAAGAUCUGAGUACAACGAUGUUCUAUGACAGAGAUAGUGUCGCUGACUUUGCGUGCUAUGUCGGUCGAUUCUUCUUCUUUAUUUGGGCUGAGUUGCCGCGUUACUUCUGGAGCAAGGGACAGAAAAAGUAUGCGUGCAAGGUUGCUUUCUGGGAACUGAGCAACUAUCUUUUCAUCUACCUGCUCUAUAACUACGUGAACGCCCGCGCCACUCUUUUCGUGUACAUCCUUCCGCUUACCGUCAUGCGAAUUGGUUUGAUGGUGGGAAACUGGGGACAACAUGCAUUUGUGGAUCCAGCUGAUCCAGACUCGGAUUAUCUUUCAAGUAUCACUUUGAUCGACGUGCCGAGUAACCGCUUUUCUUUCAACGAUGGGUACCACACUUCGCAUCAUCUUAACCCUCGUCGUCACUGGAGAGAUCAUCCUGCGGCAUUCAUCAAGCAGAAGGAUCGCUAUGCUGAGGAGCGCGCUCUUGUGUUCCGGAAUGUGGAUUACAUCUUCAUUACGGUGAACCUGCUGCGCAAGAACUAUAUCCAUUUGGCGAAAUGCCUUAUCCCGAUUGGAGAUCAGGUCAAUAUGACCCUUGAGGAGCGAGCGGAGAUGCUGCGGACUCGGACGCGCCGUUUCCGUCAUGCGGAUAUCAAGAAGAGCUCUUGA
Molecule: messenger RNA, 1251 nt
Organism: Penicillium pulvis
Lineage: Eukaryota; Fungi; Ascomycota; Eurotiomycetes; Eurotiales; Aspergillaceae
Exons: 3
Coding region: 1-1251 (416 amino acids)
Biological process (GO): lipid metabolic process
Source: RefSeq, a predicted model, not a curated record